Molecule: messenger RNA, 1410 nt
Organism: Prunus mume (Japanese apricot)
Lineage: Eukaryota; Viridiplantae; Streptophyta; Magnoliopsida; Rosales; Rosaceae
Molecular function (GO): metal ion binding
Source: RefSeq, a predicted model, not a curated record
AGCGAUCGAAGAAAGCCACCAUCACUACCCUCAUAUAACGACAACUUCAAUGAUCAUGCUAUGAAAUGAAAUCAACCUCCAAAAACUACGUGUUCACAUCCCAUUGGACCUUUGUGCUCACAUCUUUCCACUCUUUCUUAGCAAGCACUUUGUCAUAAUUUACAAACUCAUAAUAAACAUCUUGAAUCAAAUCAAAUCUUGCUCCUCUCCUUCUUCCUCUCUGCUCUCUCUUCUACCGAAUUCCUCAAUUUAUACGUAUAUAUACAAGUUGGUCCCGUGAGUUCCAGUCCCAUUCAAUCAUUUCAGUUGAGGUUCAGAUCUGAGACGCACUCACACUGCAAUGGCAGAAAAAGAAAAGGUGACGACAAUGGUGCUGAAGGUGGACCUUCAGUGUCACAAAUGCUAUAAGAAGGUCAAAAAAGUUCUCUGCAAAUUCCCUCAAAUACGAGACCAGACAUACGACGAGAAGCAAAACCAGGUGAUCAUCAAAGUGGUAUGCUGCAGUCCAGAGAAGAUCAGGGACAGGAUAUGCUGCAAAGGUGGGGGAGCCAUCAAGAGCAUUGAGAUCAAAGAGCCUGAGAAGCCCAAACCACCGCCACCGAAACCACAACCGCAGGCAGAGAAACCCAAGGAGCCAGAAAAGCCUAAACCUGCACCUGAGAAGCCCAAGGAGCCUGAGAAGCCUAAAGAGCCCGAAAAGCCCAAGCCUGCACCAGAGAAGCCCAAAGAGCCCGAGAAGCCUAAACCUGCACCUGAGAAACCCAAACCACCGCCGGCAGACAACCCCAAACCUCCGCCGGCAGAGAACCCCAAACCUCCACCUCCAGCUCCACCUGUGCAUGUACCUAUAGGCUACCCACCGCCUAACGUGAACGCGUGCUGUAUGGAUUGUUACCAUGGGCAUCCUGGUGGGCCAUGCCAGACUGGCUAUGGUGGAGCAGCCCCAUACAUCCAGUAUGAUGGUUACUAUGGAAGGCCUGUGUACGACAGUUAUGGCGGUGGCAGGAGCUACAAUACUAACUAUUGUGUUGCCCGCUCUGACUGUUUCAGUGAAGAAAAUCCCCAAGGCUGCACAGUCAUGUGACUUCCCAUAUGGAUAUGGAAAUGGUGCACUGCGGAAUAUUGUUGAGGUCAAGUUCAUUUGGGUUUGGAGUUUCAGGGACAAAAAUUAAAUAUAUGUAAAUCAUCUUCAAUCUUGGGUCAUUUUAUGUUUAAUUAGCAGCAGUCCAGUGUCGGUGUUGGUUUUGUUCAUAUUUAUAGGAGAAGAAAAGUGAUCAAUAAAGUUGGUUGUUGGUGGUGGAGGACUAAGUCACAAUCAGGUUAUUAUUCAUUGUACCUACAUUACAUGAAGAUGAAUGAAGUUGCUGCUGCUACAAUUUUCAAUGCAAUAAUAAACAAGUUUCCAUUGCA